This is a messenger RNA of Sebastes umbrosus (honeycomb rockfish), 6571 nucleotides long. RefSeq names its product phosphodiesterase 4D, cAMP-specific (gene pde4d). The transcript is spliced from 15 exons. Gene Ontology annotation, molecular function: 3',5'-cyclic-AMP phosphodiesterase activity. NCBI's taxonomy places the organism in Eukaryota, Metazoa, Chordata, Actinopteri, Perciformes, Sebastidae. The record is from RefSeq and is a predicted model, not a curated record. Bases 963 to 3323 code for a protein of 786 amino acids. Gene Ontology annotation, biological process: signal transduction. Gene Ontology annotation, cellular component: nucleus; cytosol; perinuclear region of cytoplasm.
UACUCGAGCUUACCAUAUCGCUCCCUCAUACCUCCCUGUUUUUUUCCUCUGUGUUGUGUGUACACACACACUCACACAUGCUCAUGCUCUGCUCAGCUCCAGAGGAUCAGUAGCUUAUAAACUGGCUGCAGUCAGCAGUGAGUCUCUGUGUAAGGAGAGGAAGGAAGGAUAAAUUGCUUCGACUGGAUGGAACAGAACUCAACCAAGCCGUACUGGAUUGAGUCGUAGUGGGGGCUGUUUAUGGGUGAACCAAUGCAGCUUCCCUGUUGGCUUUUACCAGACAGCGCUGGGCUGGAAUAGACUGAAUUAGUUCAGCUAAACUCUUGCUGGGCUCUAUUUCACUGGACUGGGUUGAGUUCGCCUGCAGGCCUGGGGGAGACGGGGCUGGAAUAGACGGAAUUCCCUUUUUUUUUUUUUUUUGCAUCCCGCCCUCCCUCUCUCCUCCUUCCAUCCUCCCCUCAUCUUCUCCGUUGCACUUUCACAGCAGACAUCCAGUGUUGCAGAGCAGACGAAGGCAGCAGCCCUCAGUGCUUCUGUUCAUCUGCUGGCUCCUUGAAAGACGGAAAGAGAGAAAGAGAACAGGGAUUCUUCGUCUUUUUUAUCCCCUGCUUUUGUACAGAGGGAGCUCCUGGUGUGAGGAAUUACCAGCAGAGAUUUUCAGUUGAUCAUCCGGAGGGUUUUUGGAUGUCUUUUUUUUUUUUUUUUUAAACAAAUUCCUACAUUUUGAAGAAAUCGUUGGACUCUAACAGAGAAGAAGAAUACAUUAGCGUGUGUAUUGCCUUAUCUCUGAUAUAUCUUGGCUGGCUUUUCUGUUCAUUCAUCCGGCCGGUGCUGGUGCUGGUGCUGUUGCUGGUGCUGUUGCUGGUGCUGGUGCUGGUGCUGGUGCUGGUGCUUGUGCUGUUGCUGGUGCUGGUGCUGGUGCUGGUGCUGGUGCUGGUUGUGGUGGUGAAGCCGGGGUAGGCAUGGCCCAGCAGGCAGGCAUGGCGGUGACCCACCAGGACACCCUGGCAGUGCCCCCCAUGCCCAAACACUCCGGCCUGAACGAAGACCUGGUGAAGAUCCUGCGGGAGAACCUGCUGCAGCCGGAGAGGCCAAGAGUACACCGGCGAUCGCCCUCCUCCAUCUCCCCCCGCCUCUCUCCCCGCAACUCGCCGCGACUGCUUCGCCGCAUGCUCCUCAACAACAACUGCCACAAACAGAGGCGCUUCACUGUCGCACACACAUGUUUUGAUGUGGACAAUGGCACGUCAUCAGGUCGCAGCCCCCUGGACCCCAUGGCCAGCCCGGGCUCAGGCCUCAUCCUGCAGGCCAAUUUUGUCCACAGCCAACGGAGAGAGUCGUUCCUCUACCGAUCCGACAGUGACUACGACCUCUCGCCCAAGUCCAUGUCCCGAAACUCCUCCAUUGCCAGUGACAUUCAUGGUGACGAUAUGAUUGUAACGCCAUUUGCACAGGUUCUUGCCAGCUUGAGAACUGUACGAAACAACUUUGGUGCAUUAACUAAUCUACAGAUCGACAGAGCAUCCAAUAAGAGAUCACCCAUGUGUAACCCAACGCCAAUCACCAAGCCCAACUUCACAGAGGAGGCCUACCAGAAACUGGCCACUGAGACCCUGGAGGAGCUGGACUGGUGUCUGGACCAGCUGGAGACGCUGCAGACGAGACACUCUGUCAGCGAGAUGGCUUCCAACAAGUUCAAGAGGAUGUUGAACAGGGAGCUGACUCACCUAUCAGAGAUGAGCCGCUCUGGGAACCAGGUGUCUGAGUUCAUCUCCAGCACCUUCCUGGACAAGCAGCAUGAAGUGGAGAUGCCCACCCCUCAGACGCAGAAGGAGAAGGAGAAGAAGAACAAGCCCAUGUCUCAGAUCAGCGGGGUGAAAAAGCUGCAACACUCUACCAGCCUCACAAACUCUAAUAUCCCUCGCUUCGGAGUCAAGACCGAGACCGAGGAUGAACUCGCUAAGGAGCUGGAGCAUGUGAAUAAAUGGGGCCUUAACGUUUUUAAAAUCUCAGAGUUCUCUGGGAAUCGGCCACUGACAGUCAUGAUGUACACGAUAUUCCAGGAGAGAGACAUGUUAAAAACAUUUAAAAUUCCACUUGACACCUUUAUAACCUACCUGAUGACCUUAGAAGACCAUUAUCAUGGCGAUGUGGCCUACCAUAACAACAUUCAUGCUGCUGACGUCACCCAGUCAACCCACGUGCUGCUAUCCACCCCCGCCCUCGAGGCUGUGUUCACAGACCUUGAGAUCCUAGCUGCCAUCUUUGCCAGUGCAAUUCACGACGUGGACCAUCCCGGCGUCUCCAACCAGUUCCUCAUCAACACCAAUUCAGAGCUAGCGUUGAUGUACAAUGACUCGUCGGUGUUGGAGAACCACCAUCUAGCAGUUGGUUUCAAGCUUCUACAAGAGGAGAACUGUGACAUCUUCCAAAACUUGACCAAAAAACAAAGACAAUCACUGCGAAAGAUGGUCAUUGACAUUGUGCUAGCAACAGACAUGUCCAAGCACAUGAAUCUACUGGCUGAUCUGAAAACUAUGGUGGAAACCAAGAAGGUGACCAGCUCUGGUGUCUUGCUGCUGGACAACUACUCUGACAGGAUACAGGUUCUCCAGAACAUGGUGCACUGUGCAGACCUGAGCAACCCCACUAAGCCUCUCCAGCUGUACCGGCAGUGGACGGACCGCAUCAUGGAGGAGUUCUUCAGCCAGGGAGACCGAGAGAGGGAGCGGGGCAUGGAGAUCAGCCCUAUGUGUGACAAACACAACGCCUCGGUAGAAAAGAGCCAGGUUGGUUUCAUAGACUAUAUCGUUCACCCUCUGUGGGAGACGUGGGCUGACUUGGUCCACCCGGACGCCCAGGACAUCCUGGACACGUUGGAAGACAACAGGGAGUGGUACCAAAGCACCAUCCCCCAAAGCCCUUCUCCUACCUUGGAUGACCCCGAGGACGGCACUCGACCCCCAGGAGGGGACAAGUUCCAGUUCGAGCUCACCCUGGAGGAGGACGGGGAGUCGGACACUGAGAAAGAUAGUGGCAGCCAGCCGGAGGAGGAGGACGAGGAGGAGGAGGACGAGGAGGAAGAGGAAGACGAGGAAAACAGCUGUACUGACACUAAAACACUCUGUACGCAGGACUCUGAAUCAACAGAGAUUCCUUUGGACGAACAGGUGGGGGAGGACGAAGAGGAGGAGGAGGUGGAGGAGGAGGAAGUAACGGAAGAGGGGGAGACUCCCUGCUCACAACCAUGUGUCGUGGAGGAAGAGGUGGAAGAAGAAGAUGAGGACGAGGAGGAGGAGAAAGAGGAAACCCCCCGCACAUAGCAGUUUAUGGACAGCACCCGAUUAACUGUUCUUCUUAGUAAUGACAGAUGAUUAUUUAUAGAAUAUUUUUUUGGUUUUGUGGAGUCCGUCUGUGUUUUUUAUACAUCUGUUUAUGGUUCCAAAGCGUGCGCUGCUCUCCACCUCGACCACUCCUCCUUUUCCGCUUCGUUCAGACACGCCCACCGGUACUUCUUCAAGUUUUUUUGCACUCAGGAAACUCCUCUCCAUUCCCCGUUUGUACUGAUAUGGUGUGUCCUUAUUUCACUUUUUCGCCUUCCCCUUUACAAGUUAAGUACACGGACGAGCAGCUCACAGUCUGCUCAGUGCUGAUCACACGACACACAAUAUCACAUUUUCCUUCCUUCCUUCCUCCGCUUCGUCUCAGCCUUGCCUGAAAGUUUAGCAGUGUUUUCUGUGUUUAUAUCAAGUGCCCAUACUCUACAGAGACGGUCAUCGGUGUGUUCAAGGAGAAUCUCCCUCUCGGUUAGGUCAUUUCCUCCCCUCUGCGAAUUUAUGCUGCCGUUCCGCCGAACACCUGACGGGGCGCCGCAGAGACGAAAGCUGCAGCACACUCGGGAGCGUUUCGAGACACAUUUCUGAUGUGGAAGUCUUCCUUGAAAACCUGACUGAUACAAAGCUCAAAUCUAAACAGCCAUGACGCUGUCCUAGACCUCUUUAAUUUUUGUAUCGUACUGUAUGUAAGAUUCAGAUAUUUUCUAGAAUUUACUUUUGCAAUCCUAGGCUUUCUUUUGUUGGCGAAGAAGAUUUUGGAAAACCAAUGGGGAGAAAUGUGUCACAGAUAUUCAGUGUUUUGAAGGGGUAUCUUCAUGACGUGUUCUGAGGCGUUUGCACUUGCUCCAAUAGCAUUUAUACUACUAUUCCCACGCCACUGUACCCAUAUUUGGUUAGCCCUGUGAGUUGAAAUUUGGAAUUUAUUCAUAACAACUAUUAUUUUAGUGAGAUUUCACUGAGAAGGAAGCAGGAACCUUAUGCUUUACUCUCAUUGAAAUUGUUUGUGAUGUGGAUGAAGCCUUUAAAUUUUUAUUAUUGUUGCCUGCAGUUCUUUUGAACACAUCCUGAGACAAUGCAAUGCUUUGUAGUUGAUACAAAAAGCACCUUUUUUUAGAAGCUUGAUUAGUGUUCAGAGUAUACAGAAAUAGUAACGGUGUUAAAAACUACUGGGGUGAUUUUAUACCAAUGUUAUGAACGCUUUUAUUGUUCUUUCUUUUAUUUUUCAUCACCAACAGCUGCUUGUUUUCAGCCACUUCAUUUUCUGUUAAGCGGUUUGAAUUCAUUUUUUCACGUUUCAUUUUGCCAUCACAUUAAAACCCAGUUGCUGUCUUUGUUUUCGACAAGACAAUCAGCUCCGUUAGCGUUAGUCAUCAGAUAAAACUAUCCUCUAAUGCACUGAUAUAUUCAUAUAUCACCACUUAAAAUAUUUUUAAUAUGUUUUAAACUCGCCAAAACACUCAUGAAUACUUAGGCUCGAACAGUGCUGUCUUACACCUCGGCCUCUUCCUUUUUCCACGUUUAUCAUUUUUCACCUGAUGCUAUUAUUUAUUGGUAUAUUUUUCUAUUUGUUUAGUCUUUUUGCAAUAUAAAGGUGGUACAGUAAAUAUUUAACUGUAGCAUAGACCACAGUACAGGCUUGGCAGUUACAAUACCCAAAUAUACCUUUUUUUUUCUCUCUGUACAUAAAAUAUCGAAAAAAAACAUGUAAAAAAAACACUUGAAAUACUGCACAUUGCUUUUUUUAUAGAGUGCUUGUUUUGUCAUUUCAAAACUUUUUUAUUUAAUCUUUCAUUUUGUGCCAAGAUGUUUUUUUUUCUCUCUUUUUUUCCAUCCUCACCCAAUGCCCUUACCUGUAAUAAAAUUUUCUGGUUUUAUCGCUGUUUACAAACAUAUAUUUAUUGUGCUGUAUAUAAUAUAUAAUUAUUAAUGUUAUUACUAUCAUAAUGCCGUUUGUUGUAAAUGGUUGAUUCUUAUCAUCCCUUUUGGUGAUGGUGUGGCUGUAUUACGUACCUCUUGUUGAGAGAAUGUUUAUUACACACGAGCUUCAGUGUAAAAAUGAUCCAUCGACAUGUUGCUUAUCUGAGGAGUAGCUCAGUGAAGAGAGGGGGAAAGCCAAAUUGUUUUUUAAAAAGAAACUGUUCCUUGGCCCAUGGGCUGUGCCUUAAAUUCAACGCAUGUCAUUUACUUUAGCCUUUUUUUCCUAUUUUAUUUACUAGUUCUCUUUUGCUGCAUUAGUGAAUCUGUUGGCUUGGGUUGGCCUGAUCUCCUGUUGGGAAUUUGAAAAUGUUGCCUUUUUAAUAUCACAAAUUGCUCUAUCACACAAAAAAAAGAAAAAUAUAUUGUGAGUGCAGAAGCUUGCAGGGAUUCAGGUCAACCACAAGCCAUAGAUGUACUACUUGAGUGAUGUGUGGCCUAUAGCCGGAUGUCCAAGAGUCGUAUUUGCUGUAGACCUGGUCUGAGCAACUCGCACCUUCCUCACGCCCCGCCACUACACUCAAAGAUGUGACACAAACCGGUCGGAUGUAAACGAUAUGGGAGUAACUUUACUGUGUCGUCUGCAUCCAUGUGGUUGUAUCACAGCUGCAAACACUGAAUGGGGUUUAGCAGGAGUGUGUAGUUGCUGCUGGACCACGCUCUACGAAGCACAGAGGCUUUGAGACACAUCUGCAUGUUCAGCCACUGCUGCAUUAAUUAUGGCUGAAACACUGACAGUGUGUUGUUUAUCUAUGCUCGGCCCACACUUCCACUCACAUUACUUGCAAUAUCCAAAACCACUGACAUCUUUCUGCCUGGACAGGAGAAGGGUUUAGUAUAUUUCUGGGUCGGGGUGGGUGGGACAGGGGUUUGGGCGAGUGCAUCAUUGUCCCGACACAGGGACUCUUAUUUUGACACACAUACUGUAGAUCCUAAACAGCCCUGGACCAAUGGAAACAGUGGGUUCUUUUCUCAUUAUGUGUUCUAUUUUUUAUGGUAUGAAAGGAAAACACAAACUGUAACUUAAAAAAAGGUCUUCAGGACAAUUAUUUUUUUGGGUUAUGUCUUUAGAAUGCCAACUUGUCUGGAAGUUUCACAGGACAAUUAAAAUGUUAUUUUAAUGGAUUCCUUGUUAAUUGCAGUCUAUUGGAUAGCACUGUAGAUCAUACAACUUUAUGUAAAAAACAAAUAAAAAAGAAUGAAAAAAAAAGUUUUUAUAUGCAAUGGAUUAAAUAAAAGCAUGGGUUGAUUCUGCCUACUCA